GAGCCGGGCGGGCAAGCGAAGUCUGGCGCGGCAGUUUAGCUGGACGCUCGUGUCACGUACGUACCGCGAGGGUGGGGCGGAUGGCGCAUCUGCACCCCAUGUCGUGAAAUCGAACAUGUCGGCAUGGCCCUCCUUCUCUUCUUCCAUGCCAUCUGCUCCCGGUGAAUCGAGGUAUGUCGUGCACGGCCUCGCCAGCCGCUCGCACCUCUCGCUUCUCGCUGCUCAAGCUCUUCUCAUUCCAUCUGUGUUUGCUGCCGUUUGCAUGGCCGGCCGCCCAGGCGCAUGACAUUCAGCGCAUUCGAUCCGAUCCUUCGCUGUCUGAUACCCAAUUCUUCUCCUACCUAUCAAGACCUGACCUUAACGCGCCGAAAUGGAAUGUAACCGUGUACGACGAGCAAGCUCUGGCGCCGGGAUACUGGUUCGUAUCAAUCUACGACGGCGACCGAACGUUUGUCAACGUCGGCAACUGGUCCGGGCCGUACAUCUACGAUCAAACCGGUGAGCUCAUCUGGAGCGGCGCGACUCUCGGAAGCAGCCGUGAGCGUUAUGAAGGCUUCGACUUCAAAGUCACUCAAGUCGAUGGGGAAGACUCGCUCUCGUUCAUCCAUCCUCGGGACUGCGCCGCAAUCGUCCUGGACCAAAGCUACCAGGAGAAGCGGCAUCUUCGUAUUGGUGACGCCGCGUCUUCGAAAUGUCAGCCGCUCAUGACGAACAUCCACGAUCUCCAGAUAUACGACAAAGACGAUGAGCUCAUUAUCAUGUCAAUCACUCGCGACGAACUGGAUCAGCAUGACAUGGCCGUAGUCAAUUUCAACGGGUCUUGUGCGGUUUACCACAAUGGCUUCCGACUCGCCAGCCUGAGCACUGGAGAGGUCUUGUGGGAGUGGUCAUCGGACAAGAACAUACCUGUGAGCGAAGCUCUCGUGACUCCAAAUAACUGUGAGCGUGGCUGGGACUACUUCCACAUCAACUCGGUCGAACGGCUUCCGGACGGCGACUAUCUCGUUUCUGCCCGGCACACCAGCACCGUUUACAAAAUCUCACACAAGGACGGCGCAAUAAUAUGGCGGCUUAAUGGUCACAAUUCCGACUUUGUCUGGAUCGGAGACGGUCAAUUCUUGGGACAGCAUGACGCCAGACUGGUCUCUCACAACGAUACACAUCUACUCAUCAGUCUUCUCGACAACGCGAUGGUUCCAUGGCCGCUUCCAGGAAACUCUGCGUUCGGCUACCCCUAUGCUCGCGGCUUGAUUCUCGCUCUGGAUGUGAGCAGCGACCCCAUGACUGUACAAGUAGUCGCGCACUACGAUCAUCCGAUGAAAGAGGAUUCAGACUCGCGGGGUAACAUGGAGCUGCUACCCGGUCGUAACGUCUUCCUCGAUUGGUCGGAGCGCAGUCCGUUGACCCGGGAAUACCUCACACCCAGAGUACUCAUCAGUGAGCAUGCUCCGAAUGGAAAACUGCUGCUGUCGGCCUCCCUCGAUAUCGUCGUCAAGACCUACCGAGCCUACAAGUUCCCCUGGAUCGGCAAGCCGAACACGUUACCCAGCGUGCAUUCUGACGUAGUCUCGGUCGGUGACGCGAGCCAAACUCGGGUACACGUGAGCUGGAAUGGCGCGACGGAGGUGGCAGUUUGGAACUUGUACGGAGGAGCGCACAGGGGCAAAGUCAACAAGCUACUGACCUCGGUGAAGCGAAAUGGCUUCGAGACUGCUCUCACGUACGAAGGCUAUGCAGCGUUUGUCACGGUGGAGGCGCUCAAUCAGCACGGCAACCGCCUUGCUAGAUCUAAGGUCGUAAAGACGAUCGUACCCUCGGGAUUCGUGGCUUCUGACGGCAUAGAGGAACCUGAGCAGAUACAAGAUCAUGCUCAUACGGAUCCUGAACAUAACGACGACCAAACCACGAAUGGCGAUACGAACUCGACAGAAGACAUGGCCUCGGACGAUGCCGCUCUUUCCCAUGACAACAUGGGAUCACACGACGAAGCAGAAUAUAUCGAUGAAUCAGACUCGACCGACGACAUGAGUGUGGAUAAUGACACAGCCGCCGCUCAACCCUUUGAUUUCACUUGGAUACUCGCGCUGGGAGCAGGACUCCUCGUUUGUCUGACGGCCUUUGUGGCCACGAUAAUAUGGCGCACCGUGCGGCCUCAAUUCUACGAACCACUCUCUAACGACGACGGCGCAGAGCUGGAGGAAAUGAGAGCUGUGCGCUACACAGACUCGGACAAGCAGCUUCAUCCUGGCGAAGACGAUGAGCAGGCAGAGUCGCCGUCGGACCCAGCGAAGGGCUCUGAUGCUGGUGAAAAGGAUGGCAUGGGGGAAGGAUUCGAUCAUGAGCAAGUCCUACUGACGGGGACGGACGGGGUGAAAUGACGGGAUGCAGACUUCGAUACAGGAGGGCGGCAAUUUGCCUGGCCGUACGAAUGAAAAGAUGGUUUUCGCAAGGUACAUGUACA
Messenger RNA from Neohortaea acidophila, 2461 nucleotides. Its product is annotated as ASST-domain-containing protein. The record is from RefSeq and is a predicted model, not a curated record. The coding region runs from base 174 to 2378 and encodes 734 amino acids. The transcript has 2 exons. NCBI's taxonomy places the organism in Eukaryota, Fungi, Ascomycota, Dothideomycetes, Mycosphaerellales, Teratosphaeriaceae.